Molecule: messenger RNA, 681 nt
Organism: Fomitiporia mediterranea MF3/22
Lineage: Eukaryota; Fungi; Basidiomycota; Agaricomycetes; Hymenochaetales; Hymenochaetaceae
Product: VAMP/synaptobrevin-like protein
Exons: 3
Coding region: 1-681 (226 amino acids)
Biological process (GO): vesicle-mediated transport
Cellular component (GO): membrane
Source: RefSeq, a predicted model, not a curated record
AUGUCUCUUAUCCACGCACUCGUAGCCCGCGGCCCCGAAGUCCUCGCCGAGCACCACGCCGGCAUACGCGACUUCUCCCAAGCAACCCAAACAAUCCUCUCCAAGAUCCCCCAAGGACCCGGUAAACUCACCUACGCAUGGGAACAAUACCUCUUUCACUACGUCUCCGAUGGUACACUCAUCUUCCUCGUCAUGGCAGAUGACGCAGCAGGCCGCCGCAUGCCUUUCGCCUUCCUCUACGAGCUCGAACGUCAGUUCGCCGAGUCCCCCACAGCGUCCACACAGGAUUUGUCCUCCGUCCCCUCUCACGGCCUCCAACAGUCUUUCGGCCCGAGACUCGCAGCACUCGUAGACGAGUUCAACACCGCCCCUCCAACAGACGAGAUCACCCGUGCAAAAGGUGAACUCGCACAAGUGAAAGACAUCAUGGUCCAAAACGUCGAGCAGAUCCUAAGCCGUGGAGAACGAAUCGAGCUUCUAGUAGACAAGACGGACAACAUGGCGAGCCAGGCAACGGCAUUCCGUCGAGGUGCACGGACAGUCAGACGUCAGCAAUUCUGGCGGAACCAGAAGAUCAUGAUCCUCAGCGUGGCGGUCGCUCUCGUUAUUAUAUGGGUGAUUGCCGCCCAGUUCUGCGGGGCAGGACUGAACCAAUGCGGAGCCAAGAACAACGACUCGUAA